Gastrolobium bilobum is the source of this 856-nucleotide messenger RNA. RefSeq names its product peroxiredoxin Q, chloroplastic. Gene Ontology annotation, molecular function: thioredoxin peroxidase activity. Gene Ontology annotation, cellular component: cytoplasm; chloroplast thylakoid membrane. The coding region runs from base 97 to 741 and encodes 214 amino acids. Gene Ontology annotation, biological process: cellular response to oxidative stress; cell redox homeostasis. The transcript is spliced from 4 exons. Lineage: Eukaryota; Viridiplantae; Streptophyta; Magnoliopsida; Fabales; Fabaceae. The record is from RefSeq and is a predicted model, not a curated record.
UCAACCAUUGAAGCUUUUCCUUCCUUAUCUAUUACCUUCUCAAAGGGAAGCACAACAUCUUACCAUUUUUUUUUUCUUUGUCACUCUCACUCACCUAUGGCUUCCCUCACUGUAACUAACCACUCUCUUCCCACCUUGCUCCACUCUCAGAAUCCCAACUACCAAUCUUCUCAAAAACUUCAAUUUCUCCCCACACCUUCAAAUUCUCAAUUUUGUGGCCUCAAGUUGUCUCAUUCUUCCUUUUUCUCAAUCCCAUCUUCUUCUUCUUCUCCCAAAGUUUCCAUUUUUGCCAAGGUGGGUAAAGGUUCAAAGCCACCACCUUUCACGCUGAAAGAUCAGGAUGGAAAGAGUGUGAGCCUCACCAAAUUCAAAGGAAAACCAGUGGUUGUCUAUUUCUACCCUGCUGAUGAGACCCCUGGCUGUACCAAACAGGCUUGCGCUUUCAGGGAUUCUUAUGAGAAGUUCAAGAAAGCAGGAGCGGAGGUUGUUGGGAUCAGUGGUGAUGGUUCUUCGUCCCACAAGGCCUUUGCCAAGAAGUACAAACUUCCAUUUACAUUGUUGAGUGAUGAGGGUAACAAGGUGAGAAAAGAGUGGGGAGUGCCAGGUGAUUUCUUUGGAGCAUUGCCUGGGAGAGAAACUUAUGUUGUUGACAAAAAUGGGGUGGUUCAGCUCGUAUACAACAAUCAGUUCCAACCAGAAAAGCAUAUUGAUGAGACCUUGAAAUUACUUCAGAGCCUUUGAGGCUUCUGAUUCUUUUGUUUUUUUAUCUCCCUUGGCCUGAUUCAGAGUCAGACAAUUAUGUAACUAUGAAUUGUAACCAAUGUAAUUACGUAGCUGAUUUUGUACCCUUUGAUCA